Phalacrocorax carbo (great cormorant) is the source of this 1722-nucleotide messenger RNA. The record is from RefSeq and is a predicted model, not a curated record. NCBI's taxonomy places the organism in Eukaryota, Metazoa, Chordata, Aves, Suliformes, Phalacrocoracidae.
AGCGCCAGCGGCGGCGGGAGGUUGCCAGGGUAACGGCGGGGCGGCGGCGGCCAUGGAGGGCGGCGGGCGGCCCUCGGCCGCGCAGGCCGUGCUGCUGGCCGCCAGCACCGCUAUCACCGCCCUGGUCUACUCCCUCUACCGGCAGAAGGCUCGCGUCGCCCGCGGCCUGGAGGGCGCCAGGAGGGUCCGGCUGGACGGAGACCUGCGGGCCGUGCUGCUGGAGGCGCCGGGGCGCUGUGUCCCCUACGCUGUCAUUGAAGGCGUGGUGCGGUCCGUUAAGGAGACCCUGAGCAGCCAGUUUGUGGAGAACUGCAAGGGCGUCGUUCAGAGGCUGACGCUGCAGGAGCAUAAGAUGGUGUGGAACCGAACAACCCACCUCUGGAACGACUACGAGAAGAUCAUCCACCAGAGAACCAACACCACCCCCUUCGACCUGGUCUCUCAGGAGGAAGGCGCCGGCGUCGCCGUCCGGGUGAUGAAGCCGCUGGACGCCGCCGAGCUCAGCCUGGAGACGGUGUAUGAGAAAUUCCAUCCCUCCGUCCAGUCCUUCACCGACGUCAUCGGCCACUACAUCAGCGGAGAGCGCCCAAAGGGCAUUCAGGAGACGGAGCAGAUGCUGAGGGUGGGCACGGCGCUGACGGGGGUGGGAGAGCUCGUCCUGGAUAACACCACGAUCAAGCUGCAGCCCCCGAAGCAGGGCAUGCCCUACUACCUGAGCGCUAUGGAUUUCGACUCCUUGCUGCAGAAACAAGAAUCAAACGUCCGGUUCUGGAAAAUCCUGACCGUCGUUUUUGGUUUUGCCACCUGUGCCAUCCUCUUCUUCGUCCUACGGAAGCAAUACCGGCAUCACCGAGAGAGGCAGCAUCUCAAACAAAUGCAGGAUGAAUUGCGGCAGGCCCAGGAGCGCCUGAUGCAUGAAAUGAACGUCAAGGGUGGCGAAACACUCAAAAACGCCUGCGUCAUCUGCUUGGGCAACACCAAAUCCUGCGUUUUCCUGGAGUGCGGGCACGUUUGCUCUUGCACUGAGUGCUACCGGGCUCUCCCCGAACCCAAAAGGUGCCCAAUCUGCAGGCAGCCCAUCUCCAGGGUGGUUCCUUUAUACAACAGUUAAACUUCUGUGGCUGAGGGGGGGGGAGCUUUUGGCGUUAAAACCGCCUCUCGCAAAGGCGUUUUCUCGCCUCGCUGCUUGGGUGGUUGAUUUCGGGGAAGGGGAGGGAGCUUGAGUGAGCGGGUGCUUCGACUGGGGCGCAGAGCCAGGGCUUAAAAGGCGACGAUCCAGCUCAUUGGGGCUCACAUCACGCACCGGAGGUUUUCGGGGCGGGAGACGAGGAGCCCUCGCAAAGGGCGCAGCGCUUAGCCGGGAGAUGCAGCUUCAAACCCUUCUGUUAAGAGUCGGACUCUUGGGGUUUGCAUCGUGGUUUGCUGAGCCUGCGGUCCUUUACGAUAACCCUGGGGGGAGGGUGGGGGGAAAGCUGUGUUACAGCUUCUUUGGGGCUGCAGAAUUCCGGUGACGCUGCCCCCUGGCUCCGGGGACCGACGGAGCGGGGUGGGCUUUCGGAGAGCUCGUGCGGGGGUUUGGGCGAACACACGUAAUUUUGUGAUCAUCCGCAAAAUCAGUUUGUGACUGUGUCACGCCAGGAUGCGAGAUCGGGGAGGAGAAAAGGCUGUGGCUUGAGCUGGGGUAGGAAAUGGGGUGUCAAGGAAUAAAUAGGAUGAAAAGCG